Molecule: messenger RNA, 997 nt
Organism: Tigriopus californicus
Lineage: Eukaryota; Metazoa; Arthropoda; Copepoda; Harpacticoida; Harpacticidae
Exons: 1
Coding region: 398-916 (172 amino acids)
Source: RefSeq, a predicted model, not a curated record
GGCACGAUAAAGUGGAUUUUUAUUGGGUUCGCCAUCCACUUGAUUGAACAUACAAACAGGCUCAUGAGGAGCAAGCUGUGGAACACUUGUUUUUUGUACCUCCUCCGAAAAGGUAGCUAGAAGUGGAGAGUGGCACUAGUUCCACAUUCGUGCCUUGAAGAAAGCUCCCCACUUGGACUUGUCACAGGAAUAAAGGUUCCAAGCUCCCAUGAAAUAACAGAUCGAAACCAAAGAGUUCAGUUCCAAAUAGCUUUCUACCUUCCCUUCUGCUUCUUCUUCAUCGUCUCCUACUCCGGUUCAGGAUUGUCACUUUGAGUGAUCCAAUAUCGCAAGAAAAACGACCUCUUCGUGGCAAAUCGUUGUCACGGUCCAACUUCACCCUGCUAACGAGGGCAAGAUGACCAAGAAAAAUAAUGAGGCUAAUUUCCACCAACUUCAGAAGCGUCAGAAGUCGCUCUCACCCGAUCGACAGAGGCGACCUUUGCCCUUGGAUCCCAUUGAGCAGAUGAUGCUUAAACGAGGUCGAAGUUCCACAUUGCCCAGAAAUUCAAAACAGCGAGUCAUGACUGCCUACGAAAAAGAUCGGCAAGAGCAAAUCGAUAGGGAAAACCGGAUACUCUUACGAAAAAUACUCGAACAACAUCACGGAAUCCGGAGGCAGAGUGUGAUACCGGGAACAGAAGCUGCAACUUCCGGUGGAAGUGCUCAACGGCAUUUCAAUUAUGGUGCAACUCUACGCAAAUCCAGAUCGCCCGAGAGAACAAUCAAAAACCUUCAGGACCACAACAUCAAAACGAGCCGACAGAUCAAUCAACAGAGACAGAGGCACAAAAGGGACUACGAAAACUUGCUAUUGCUCCAGAAGAUCCAAAACGUGCGUCCUUCCAGGCAAAUUGCAACCUCAUUUCGACCUUGAUCAUGAGACAACAGCCUAAAUUUGUGAGAAAAUCAAAGUUGCAUUACCACAUUGUCAUAGUGUGACAUAAUAAAAUUUCAU